AUGAAUAAAAGACUUUACAUUCAAAUUGGUGCGAUAUCAGUUAAUGUGUGCAACCGAUCGCGUCAAGACGUGCAACACUCGAGGAGUUGCCAUUCGAUUUUAUAGUUAUUCUUUUUACUGUAACUGUUGGUGUAAUCUUAGUAAACAUGUCACAGGAGUACAGUACUGGUGAGGUGGCACAGAACAACGGUCGCGAUGGCAAGCCUGUGUGGAUUAUAAUCAAAGAGAACGUCUACGAUGUGACGAAGUUCAUAAAAGAACAUCCGGGUGGUGAAGAGUCCAUACUCGAAUAUGCGGGCAAAGACGCCACAAAAGCCUUCAAUGAAGUUGGUCAUUCCACCGAUGCCAUUAAGGAAAUGAAGUCGUACAAAAUAGGCGUGAUUAGAAAAGAGUCUAUGCAAAUACUCAACACCCAACCAACAACCGCAACUAGUGGUCUAAAUGAGAAACAACCGCAAGAAAAUAGCAAAUCGGAAAAGAAACGAAUUAAAUGUUUCUUUUGUUUUUGAAUCAAACAAGGCGAUUAAGGGAGAAAGUUGCCGGACUGUGAUUAAACUAAAUUCACUCAUACUAAGUCAUAUUCAUAUCGAAAUAUUUAUGUCGGAUCGCACGAUUUCGUGCUUAGCGAUGUGCAAAUGUGCGAAGUGAAGAUGCAAAGGAGUAAAUUUAAAAAUUUGUUAUUUAUUAGAUUCACUUACAUUAUAUAAUGUCGUUUGAAUUCGUAUUUAUAUACAUAAUAUAAUUAAAUAUAGUUUACGUUACAAGAUAUAAAUUAAUUUAUUGUAUUUAGUUAAUAAGUGUAAAAUGCCAAUAAAUGCACAUUAUAAUA
Molecule: messenger RNA, 829 nt
Organism: Bactrocera oleae (olive fruit fly)
Lineage: Eukaryota; Metazoa; Arthropoda; Insecta; Diptera; Tephritidae
Product: cytochrome b5
Cellular component (GO): membrane; intracellular membrane-bounded organelle
Molecular function (GO): heme binding
Source: RefSeq, a predicted model, not a curated record